This is a messenger RNA of Ochlerotatus camptorhynchus, 1912 nucleotides long. RefSeq lists its product as uncharacterized. The transcript is spliced from 2 exons. Lineage: Eukaryota; Metazoa; Arthropoda; Insecta; Diptera; Culicidae. Gene Ontology annotation, molecular function: protein binding. Gene Ontology annotation, biological process: SCF-dependent proteasomal ubiquitin-dependent protein catabolic process. Gene Ontology annotation, cellular component: SCF ubiquitin ligase complex. The coding region runs from base 134 to 1564 and encodes 476 amino acids. The record is from RefSeq and is a predicted model, not a curated record.
AAACAAAGGUAGAAAUCGCCAUGACUUCCAUGGACAGAUAGCUACCUCUCGGCUUCCGAAUCUAUACCUAGGAAGCAACGUUUCACUACCGUCCCACUCCGUUUGUCAGUACUUUUCCAUCCAACCUAAAGCAAUGUCUUCUUCCUUACACAUCGACGAUCUACCUGCGGAAGCUUUCGAGCACAUCCUGGACUUCGUACCGUUGAGUGUUCGCAAGGUCGCUUCAUUGGUGUGCCGCAGGUGGUGCCUGCAAGCAUUCUCCCAUCGCUACAUGGGACGGGCGAAACUUCGAAUGAUCAACUGGAAGAGCGAUGACAUCCUCCAGCGCAGUUGGCGUCCGUAUAGGAAUUUGGAGGUAAACUUCGGUCCGCAAAGCUGCACCGAUGUGGAUUUGGAACUGUUGGUCAAGGUGCUGCGUAGAUUUGAAACUCGACUGGAGAGCUUCACGUGUUCGUCAGCUCUUUCGCCGAAACAGCUGCGGGACGCGGUUUUGCUGAUGCCGAACUUGAAGAAAAUCAAGAUGGCGGUAAUCGAUCAUGACGGAAAGGUGGCUGAACCGCUUCCAAUCUUGAACGAGUUGAUCGAGUUCAAAAUGGAAAACAACAUCAUGGAUGUGUCGACGGUCGAUGUGCUACGAAUGAUGCCCAAUGUGCGUCACUUGAGCGCCAAUCUGGGUCGAUGUAUCGAUCCGGAACGAUCGUUCCACGUCCUUCGGGUGUAUGCGCCACAGCUAAAGUCGCUGGAAAUGUUCGCAUUGGAUAAUGUGGUACCAAUUGAGAAGCUGGAUUUGAGGAUGUUGGAAUCCCUCAAGUUGACUGGGAAAAUUUGCAACUUAGACGAAAUGCUGCUGCAACAAUUCUUCGCCGGAGUCCCGCUGCUGAAAACGGGUUUUCUCAGUAUCUACAUGACGCGAUCGGUACUUGCCGUAAUCGGCCAGAACUGCCCGCAGUUGACCACGUUGAGCUUCAGAGUGUACACGUUGAACGAGAAGCUGUUCCGCUGCUUGGAAGGACUUCAACAUCUCAAGGUGCUUCAUAUCUAUGGUCAUCUGGUGCAGUACAUGCUGAAAGAUUGCAAGCCCCUGCAUAGCGUACGCACGUUCAGCUUGGACAUGUACGAACGGCCUUUUGAUUACGAGCAAUGCAUGACCCAGCUGAAUCGAGUGUUACCUAACCUGAUACAUCUGAAAGUAGCCAGCUGGCAGUUGGACAACGCACUGGUACGGCAAAUUUGUACAACUUUCACGAAGCUUAGGCGACUAAAGGUGGCUGAUAUUAUGAAACUGUCGGCUGCGGGUUUCGAUCGGUUGGCGGACAUCGUCAAUCUAGAGGAGCUUACGUUGAGCGGCAUGCGACUGCCGAUCGAUUCGUUGCCGACGAGCAACUUAAAACGACUGAAGCUGGAGAAUUUCCGGUGGUUGGAUCGGGAGAGUCUGCUACAGGUUGGGAUGCUCUUUCCCUGUUUGCAGUACCUGGAGCUAUUCUGGUGUGAGCUCAUCACGUGGGAAGACGUUGCGGUGGCCAGGCAUGCGCUGCCCAACUGUAUUAUUCACUAUGUAGAAUAAUUGCUUCUGAAUUUCGGGAUUUCGGAUUGCUUGAAAAUCAAACUAAAAUCGAUUUCUCUUGCAUCGUGUGACAAACGGGUGAAUCCAAAUAGAUAUAUGUAUUAGUUCCAUUAAUUAAUCCAAUUCAUAAUGCUGAAAUUCACUACUGAAACGAUUACAGGGUUAUGUGAUUUGGCUUGACACAGUACACAAUACGAUACGAAUUGUUAUAAUGACUUGUACGCAUUACAUUAGAAAUACAUGAUAAAUAUGAUGUUUUUUUUUAAUGGCUUACCGUACUGCCUCUUCUCAGCAAGUACGCGCAAAAUUACGUCAACAAUUGAUAAAUUCUCGAAACUAAUAAAUAAA